CUCUGUCCACUACGGUACAUUCAUCAUCACCGAAAGAGCGGAAGAAACCGAGGAUAUGGAGGUGGAAACAUUGUAAUACACGGCUUAUUUCCCGAAAUCAGGAAAUACUAUUAAAACUCAAGAGAAGGUCGGCAGAUAACUCACAGCUGUUGCGUAUGUGCGGACACCAUUUCCGUUACACUGUUUUUACCGACCAGAACACAUAUUUGAGGGCUGUGAGGGGAGAUGCGGGUGGUAAACAGGCGGACUGGACCGUAAAUCCACUAACAGAGCACUUUAAAGUCAGCGGGCGUCCCGGAGCAGCGUUCACACACGUGGCGGACAUCCAUCAUCACGCUCCGGCGGUUCUGUCGAGCGUCAGCACAGACUCGUGACUCAAUAUGUUGGGAUGGUUGAGCAGAUUGUUCUGGCAGGAGCAUCUCUGGUUCCCAGAAGGUUUGGGAUGGGCAGACCUGGAAGACCGAGAUGGGCACGUCUACGCAAAGGCUCGGGAUUUGUGGGUGGCACUGCCAAUCGCCCUUUUGUUUCUUAUGAUUCGACUGCUCUUUGAGAGGGUUGUUGCUACACCACUAGCCUCAUUGCUGGGCAUUAAAGAAACUGUCAGACGGCAAGUUGCUCACAAUCAAACACUGGAGUCCUACUACUGCAACACAACUAAAAACCCCACACAGAGUUCAGUAGAGAAACUGUGCAAGCAGACAUGUUGGACAGAAAGACAGGUCCAACACUGGUUCAGACGACGGAGAAACCAAGACAGACCUAAUGUACUCAAGAAGUUUUGUGAGGCCAGUUGGAGAUUCACCUUUUAUCUUCUCGCCUUCAUCUGUGGUCUUGGAGCACUGAUCGAUAAACCCUGGUUGUAUGAUCUAGAGGAGAUGUGGAAAGGGUUCCCCACUCUUACACUCUUACCGUCUCAGUACUGGUACUACAUGCUGGAAUUGGGUUUCUACGUUUCUCUUCUGUUCAGUGUGGCUUCAGAUGUCAAGCGUAAAGACUUCAAAGAGCAGAUCGUUCAUCAUUUGGCCACCAUAACACUGAUCAGUUUCUCCUGGUGUGUGAAUUACAUCAGAGCUGGAACAUUGAUCAUGUUCUUGCAUGAUUCUGCAGACUAUUUGCUGGAGUCAGCUAAGAUGUUUAACUACGCAAGAUGGAAGAACGCAUGUAACUACCUAUUCAUCUUGUUUGCUGGAGUCUUCAUCAUCACACGCCUCAUCAUCUUCCCUUUCUGGAUCAUGUAUUGUACUUGGGUGUAUCCAGUGACUCUGUAUGCUCCGUUUUUUGGAUAUUACUUUUUUAAUGGGCUGCUGCUGGUGUUGCAAUGUCUGCACAUCUUCUGGGCGGCACUGAUCGUACGCUUAGCCUUCCGCUUCCUUACCAGCAACUCAUCAGUAGAGGAUGAGAGGUCUGACAAAGAGGAGACCGAUGAGUCGGCAGAAGAGAAUGAGGACAUGAAAAAUAGAGAAAUAAAGAAAAAUGGACUGACUCAGAAUGGUCAUGCUGUAUAUAACAGCAGUCACUCUAAAACAGAGUGAUUUCCUUUGAAGAGGAGCUUAAAAGUAUGUUAAAAGAGGAGGAAAUUUCAAAGAAUGAGCAAAAUCAAUCCUCAAACAGAACAAGAAAGAAGAGAGGGCAGAAACAGAGGACUGAUUCCAGUUUUCAUGAACAAAAAAAAUCGCUGUGUACACUACAGAUGUAACAUACACACAACAAUAACAGUCAUACACACACACACACACACACACACAACACACACACACACAGACACAUCGGCCAAAGGUGCCAACCCCUGAAGUCAUUCCUCUCUCUGGGGAAAAACAGGAAUCAAUGUUGCCUCUAUUGAGAUUUCUAUCAACAUGUGCCUUUCUUUGCCAAAGUUUGCUUUUUUUAAUUUAAAAAAACUGUCAAGUCACCUGGUCUUUUCCCAGGCAUAUGCAUCUGCAUCCAUGUUCUUUGUUUUAUACUCAAGAAUUAUUUUCAGACGAAAUUAAGAUACAUCUACAUACUAAGUGGUCAGUUUUUAGCAGACCAGUGCUCCUAUGGGAAGAUUUUGCUGAUCAUGCUUGCUUCAUUUAUUGGAUAUUAUCCUAUUAUGUGUAAAUUAAAUAUGGCUAUUAUAUAACAGAAAAAUAUACAUUUCUAAACACAGAAAAUGUGGGAACCAAUAAACCGCAACAACAUUGUUUCCAUGGUAACACAAGAACAUAUUAUCCUGUUGAGCUGCUUGUUUAGACUACUCUCAAACAAAAGUUUAAUAACAUCCCAUCCAUCCAUCUUCAAUAGUCACUUGUCCUAUGCAGGGUCGCAGGUAUAAAUGAAAGAAAAAAAUCUAGAGUUCUGGCAAAUUUGCAGCAAAUUCACAUUAUUUUCACAUGUGAAUGAGCUUGUGCAGAUUGCAGCUCAUUUUGUGUUAAAAUUAAUGAGUGGUGAAUUUGUGGCAACUCUAAAAAAAAUUUAAAAGGGAAACUCUACGCAAGGGCACGAUCCAAUUCUUGGAUUAUUUCAAUGAAAUAAAUUACUCAACAAACCUAAUUUCUCAAGGCGUCGAUGAAUGUACCUUCAAAUGCCUCAGAUGUGUUAUUAUUGAGGUUGCAAGCUUUAACCAGCUUGUUCAACAAGAUUCAUUUCAAACUGCUGCUCCGCCAUAACAGAUGACACUGACCAUAGAAGAAGACAGUUCAUGCUAAUGUUAUUAUAGCGCCCCUUGUGUCAACACAGAGAAUGCAAUGAAUACUCGCAGUGCACUAUGAAUGACGCAUUAAAUCGAGCUUGCAUACCUAGAAACGUUUGCGUUCACAUAUUUGCACAGAGUAUGUUCCGGGCAGUCCCCAGUAUCCAUUUCAUUUCAAACCUGGAGUAAUGACAUCCACACUAAUCCGCUGAAGUUUGAAAAAUCUAAAGUUUUCAGCUCAUCGUUUUCCAAAGUUUGUGAUAUUAGUCCAUCCUAGUGUGGAAAUAAUACAAAUGAAUGCGUAGUGUGGAUGUGGCCUUCAUCAACUCCAGACUUCCUAACACUGUGCUAACACUUAUUGGCCAGUUGUAGCAUGUUCGUUUCCACAUAGAUUUCAUUUAUUAUAUUUCUGAAUAUUCUAAAGCCACAAGCCAAAAAUAGAAUGAUUGUGUAAACGUUGUGGUGUAGUUUGAGCUGGGUUGUUUAGGAAUUUCAGGAUGUUAUUUAUUCUCUGUGGUAAACAGAUAUGCAGUGAGCUUUUGCUUACCCAAGGGUUCACAUUAAAGUUCACAAAUAUCACUGCUGGUUUUGCAGGAGUUUUAUUGUGUGAGGAAUCAUGACAUGUUCAAAGCACAACAAGCUAGAUAAUCAAAACAUCUUUACAUUUUAAAUUGCAUUAAGUUGUCAGCUGGUAGUUUUGAUCUGGCCAGGAUAGUAACAAAUACAUUAUAGAAUGAAAGAACAUUAAAUGAGAAUCUAAAUAAUUAUGGAUCGGCUCCUUUGGAGUACCAAAAUUUGAAAUGUAUAAAAAAUAUAUAAAUAUUAUUUUUGUAAACCUUUUGACAUUAUAAUGCAAUCCAUCUUUUUCUCACCAAAAGCCUGUUUUAUCACAUCUAAAGGCCUUUAACAGUAAUGUCAUGCUGUUCUCAUGAAUAAACUGUUUCCAGUUCUGAGGCUACACUUGUGCUAAGUGUUUCCAGGCAUUCUGCUUUUUAAGUAUUAGUCUAAGAGAACAUAUUAUGAUUUUUACUAGAAUAUUUCAACUCUCAAUUAAAUUCUAAAUCUUGGGUAGGCCUAGCCCACCUUUGUCAAUUGGUCUAUGUAAUCUGGGACGUUUACCAUUCAUC
Messenger RNA from Xyrauchen texanus (razorback sucker), 3795 nucleotides. Its product is annotated as ceramide synthase 2-like. Gene Ontology annotation, molecular function: sphingosine N-acyltransferase activity; DNA binding. Gene Ontology annotation, biological process: ceramide biosynthetic process. The record is from RefSeq and is a predicted model, not a curated record. Gene Ontology annotation, cellular component: membrane. The transcript has 11 exons. Bases 381 to 1532 code for a protein of 383 amino acids. NCBI's taxonomy places the organism in Eukaryota, Metazoa, Chordata, Actinopteri, Cypriniformes, Catostomidae.